UGCCCAGCCAGUACCUACAACUAUCUAUUGAUGGUUUAAAUACAUGUCUUUUGGUCUAGAAACUUGCAGGGAUUUCUAGAAAAACUAAUGUAUGUUUCAGGCUUUGGCGUUAUCUCAAUUUAUACGUGUUGCCCUGUUAGUGCUGGUAGGAAAUGCUCUACCAAGGCUCCAUCAACUACUAGGAAUAAAACCCGUAAUUCAAUGCUACUUGUCACACUCAAGCUUUUGCACUGACUCAGGAGCUUGUGCUACCUCCUUAUUCAUAGGUUUUCAUAAACCAAAACACUAGCCUGUAAUCAUUCACUGUACCCAUAGUUCAAGAAAGUUCCCCGUCAGUACUGACUGCUCUUCCCUUGGAAGGCGGCACGUAGGCCCCAACUUGAAUUUUCCACAGCUGACUCUUUUCACUGUACUAGGAAGAUGAACUGGGGCAGAUCCGGGUGACAGUCCAUCUAUGUAAAUAGGGCACCUUGACCUCUGUAGACUGAAGUAUCCUCCCACAGAGAGGAGAUAAGGGCCCUAUCCAAUUGCCUCUACGCCAUAGGUCAGCGCUUUUUGCCUAGACAAAAGUUCAAAGAGGUCGACGUUAUUUCUGAACUUUAUUAUUAGAAUUCUAUUUUGACUCAGUGAUGUCACUGAGCUACUUUUUAUAGACUUUUUUUCCUCCACUUUGUGCUGGAGAUCAAACUGUCAGCCUCACGCAUGCUUAGCACACGCUCUACACUCCCAGUCUUGAGCUAUUUUAGAAGCCAGAUUUCUGGUCUCCCUCAGUGGUUUCACGUGGCUUUCAAAGGGGAAGGAAGGGCAGUGCUGACUUCUGAUAAAAUGGGUGAGAGGGUCCAGGCCAGCAACACAGUCACUCAAAGUCCAGAUGAGAGAUCAGUAGAUGCAACGUGCCUGAAAGGUAGCCCUUGAGCACAUUUCUCUGGUAGACAUUAACUUAUUAAAUCAAUCCUGAUUACAAAUAUAAACUUUGCCCCAUCACCUGGCCACCAUGAAAAAGGCAGAUGUCAGUCUAUAAAAGGAAGUGGGAACGGUCCCCGGCUUUCAGGCUGCAACAUUCCACUCCCAAGAUGUGGCACCUCAAACUCCUUGCAGCGCUCAUGAUCUGCCUGCUGCUUUUGGGCCAGGUAGAUGGCUCCACAAUACCAAGACGGAGUCAAGCAAACAGAAGGUCACGGAGAAUGACUCCAUUUUGGAGAGGGGUUUCUCUCAGGCCCAUCGGAGCCUCAUGCAGGGAUGAUUCUGAGUGUAUCACAAAGCUAUGCAGAAAAAGACGCUGUUCCCUAAUUGUGGCCCAGGAAUGAUGUACAUACCAGGGGAAGAAAGGACAACAGUCAACUCCCAACAAUGCUCCGUUCUAUGGAAUAUUGAUGAACUGCAUUUUGGCUGGAGAUACAUAAGUGAAGCAAUCUUGUGUUUUUAAUAUUUAAAGACAGAUGCAUGCUUUAAACUGGUCUCCAUGUCUUCCUAAAAUGUCGCUAUAUAGAUUAAUAUAUUAGUUCAGAGUUUAUUUUUCUAUGGAUACUAUUAAAUGUC
This is a messenger RNA of Castor canadensis (American beaver), 1539 nucleotides long. It is a transcript of the gene Leap2, whose product is annotated as liver enriched antimicrobial peptide 2. The record is from RefSeq and is a predicted model, not a curated record. Lineage: Eukaryota; Metazoa; Chordata; Mammalia; Rodentia; Castoridae. Gene Ontology annotation, biological process: antimicrobial humoral immune response mediated by antimicrobial peptide; defense response to bacterium.